ACAAGCAUCAUGGCUGCAAAAUAUUUUGUGCUCGCUCAAACUUAGAGAGAACAGAAACUUAGCUUUAAGAAAGUAUUAAUUAAUUUGUUUGUACAGGACGGACUCGGCUCUUAGGAUGAGGAUGACCAAAAUCAAGGGUUCAAUGACUAUGAACUCAUCAGGGGAAGAGAGUGACUCUGAAGUGUCAGUGGCUGGAGCUGCAAGUGGAGGUCAGGAAAUGAAAGGAACAUCAACAGCCAAAGGACCUCAGCUGAAACCACAAAUGGACUCCAUAUUUGCUGAAGUUGAAAAAAGCCUUCCAUCAAUAGAUUUUGAUCUGUCGGAUAUAAGCUCAGAUACUGAUGAGCCAAUUAUAUUCCACCGAAGUUUGAAAACAUCUGACUAUUUGUUUGAUGAUGAUAAGGACCUUGACACAAGUCUCAGUGGUGAAUCCUUAACAGAUAUGAUGCAGCCAAUGAAACAAGCAAUUGACAACAUACCAGAGUUACCUCCCCCUUAUGACAAUGACCUUGCACUGUUGAAACCAAUGUUUGGUGAGGAAUCCCAAACUGGCUCAGGGGGAAGUUGGGAGGCAUUAGUGACAGACUAUGAACAAGACACAGAAAAUUCAAAGUGUCCUAAACCACAGAUGCAGAAUUGGAUGGCACUGGAACAAGAUAUGUCCCAAAAUGUGGCCUUUCCACCAACAUAUACAAACAGUGGAACAUCAAUGGAUGAUGAUUUCAUGGAUAACAGACUAGUUGUUGAAGAGAAUUAUGAAGAAGGGGGAGACAACUCUCAAGCAGGUCUUUCCAUAGUUGCUGACACAGAAGCAGCUGAUAUGAACCAGAAGAGCAAACAAGAUAAUGAGAAACAGAAGAGUAGAGCCAUCGCAUCAACGUUUGUGUCAGCCCGACCUCCAGUGUUGUCUCUUCAGGCUUUGGAGAAUAUUGAUUUAGAUGUGUUGCUGGAGAGCUUGAAUGAAGACAACCAGUAUGGGCCCAGGACAACGUUAACAACUAACAACAGAGGAGGAGGGGACACAGCAGAACACCGAGCCCCGCCCGAGGAUCUGACCCUGAUACAGAAGCUGGCUCAAUUGUCUGUAUCACAAGGGGGCUGUCAUCUGUCAAGUAUUGACCCCCGCACUGGGGCCAUCAGGGAGGAGGACAACCGGAAGACGGCAGAGAAGGAAAUCAAGAAGACGACAUCAUGCAUGGGAACAAAUACCAGUGACCUUUCAAGGAUGUUUCCCCCAUCUUUAAAUCCAGCUCCUGCUCAGCCAAAGGUGGAACCAGACACAGUGUUUAUUGAUCUCCGCCACUUUGAGGAAAACCGCCAAAAGGAACAGAAUAACAUUGAACGUGUGCAGCAGAUCCUGGGCAUCCAGCAUGACGGCUCGGACUCGAGUGACUCGGACGACGACAUGGAGCAGUGGCAGACACAGAGACGUCAGAUCAAGGACACGCUGAUGUCAAGGGGCUUGACUACUCAACCUCUACCAUCAAAACCUAAACCAUUUCAAAACAGAAAUAUCAAACAGCCAAACAGAGUGAUCAACCUGAGUGAGCGAGGGACAAAUGUUCAGAAGAUGACAGACAGCCAGGAUGAAGACAAACAGAAGGCAGUUGAUGAUGAACAGAAGAAAGCACCACAUGCAGCAUCCGCAGAGAAGGAACGACAGAUGGAAGCAGCAAGGAAACUGAGAGAGCAGCGAGAAAAGGAGCGAGAAUCGCGGGUACGAAUGGGGAAGAGAAUUGAAGCUGUACGUCCAACUGCCUCUGUCAGUGGCCGCUACCCCUCUGCUGAAAACACUCCAGUCAUAUUUGACAUUGAUGCAUCAUAUGAGCCCCCACCAAAGACCUUGCCUGGAGUUAUCUCCCCUGACCAGGAGUGCGUGCUGUUGACUGUUAACUUGUCCAGCAAUGGAGAAAUAGUGCUGCAUCGAAACAGGACAAACAAAAGUGUUGACACUGGUUGUGGUCUGUCUGCCAGCUAUACCACUCUACUGACCUGGCUGCUCUCCCUUGUCCCUGAUGACUUCACAUUUCUCCAGGGGGCAGCACAACCAAAAGACAAUGCCAUGUUUUUUGGCCCCUUCCAUGUUGUGGGUCUACAGCAGAUGUGGAUGGACGAACAGCUCUGUCUUGCAAUUGCUGUCUCUCCAGCUAAAGAGUUUGAUGCCAAGUUUGUCCCUGUCAAAUCUAAAAAAUCAAAGGUUCGAGAUGAAGUGAAGGGAAGUUCCCCCUUCAUGCAGCAUGUCAGCAAGUUCCUGUCCACCAACACGCUCCACACUGUGUGUCCCUGGCUCCAAGCCUUUGUCUCAAUGGACGUCACAUGCGCCAAUAAGGAUGACCCAGAACUUUGCGCAUCCUACACUUACCAACCACCUCUUCCCAAUGUCACUACCAAACCUCUCUCCACGUACAUUCACCUGAACCCAGAUCAGAGAGCUGCUUGUAAAGUGUUUAAUACUCCCGUAGGCUUCUUCUGGCAAACUGUUGACAGUGAUGAUGGACACUUUGAAGUUACUCUUCAUGACACUGAUGUGAACUAUGAAACCCAAAACACGAUGUCAUUGAUAUACAAGAAGAUAUUCCGUGAGCCUGGUGCCCUCAUGGGCAUCUUGAACCGGGUCCUCCAGGAGGGCCUUGAUCUCAGUGGAGUCCGACUCCUCUACCCUACUGCUGAAUUGCUCAAUUCAAAAGAAUGUGUUAACAGUGAAAAACAGUCUGACCUUGACCUUCUAAAUAAUAUAGGCCCUGUCCUUGCUAUUGCAUUACGUGGAACAUUUGCUCGGUCAAUCUGGUUGGACGCUGUAGGACCUUCAGAUCCUGCUUUGGCAAGAAGGACUGACCCCAUGUCCCUCUGUGCUCAGUUCGGUGGUGCUUCCAGAGAUGAAUGUCUCCUCUUCUGUCCACGAAAUCAAGGCCGGGUCCACUCAGAGCUGACCCGUUGGUUCGGGGGCAGGGUUCCAUCUGGAGGUGUCAUUGAAGUGGGGACACCUUACACCAGGAAAGAACAUCUCAGAAGUGGCAGCCCAAAAGGGAGGAAAGGAAAACGAGGAUCUGCUGAACCAAAAGAAGCAAAGGAAGAUCGAGAUGAACUUUUGGCUCAUCGGCCCCCUGCCACUUUGACAGCUACCCACAAGAGUGACAUCUUCCUCAUCCUUUCCCCCCUGGUGCCUCUUCGCAGCUAUGGCCUCAUCAUGUCUACUUGUCAGAGAAGGGGCUAUCAGAUUCAUGGGCUGCGCAGACUCAGGCUCACAUCGAAGAGAGCAAGUGCUUUAGGUAUUUCAUCGGCAGAGGCACAUGUCUUCUGUCCUGGAACCAACUCAUCUGAUGAUGUUGCUGACACCAACCAAGGGAGACAACUGGAGGCUACAGCGCCCUCUACUGUGUUAGUGUUACAGAAGGACAACUCCUCACACAAUGCUGCUAGUUUGAUAGAGGCAUUCAUGAUCCAGAUGACACUUCAGGGAGUUCUAGGCCAUGUACAGAAGGAAAUGGCCUUCAAACUGACAUCAAGACAUCUGUUCCAUGCUGCUACCUUCACCGACGGAUUGCUCAACCUGCUGGGAGGGGACUUCAGCAAGUGUCCAGAGUACGAGCUCCAGUGCAGUCCCAGCUAUCUACAGCCCAGCAUGUACACCAACCCCGAGCUGGAGCAGGUUGCUGUCCUGUUACUGUGUGGCCAUGACAUACUCAAGUCCUGUGGCCUGCUCAUGGGCAAGAUUCUGAAUUUGGUGCCACACAGUAAGACACCAGUUGUCUCCCCUUUGAGUACAGGAUUUGAGCUGCUGGGGUUGAAGUGGCUGCCCUCUCUGUCCUUGUCCCAGGCGCGGGAGGUCACACCUUUCGAGGUCGGGGACAAGCAGUGGAGGGAGAGCAUCCACACUCUCACACUAGAACCUGUGCUAGUGCUGGCUGUCCGUGGGGUCAAUGCUUUCAAGAUCCUAACAAGUCUCUUCCCAGACCGCAAUGCUACUGCUGGUCACUCUCCUCGGGGUCAGAAGCUGUCCCUGGACAAAAUGAUGUCUCAGACUGCUGAUGAAGCUUACACCUACAUCCGUCUCUUCUUUUCACGUCAUGACCUCUACCCUGACCCGAAGUGUCGGCCUCUGCUGCCCUACCUACCAGAGUCAAGACUUCAUGAUAGCUCAGCACAUGCAGACUGGAAAAAAUUCCGCCCAUCACAUCCUCCCCAGGUACAAGAGAACAUAUUUGACUUCAUGCUAGCUGGCCCACAACUGCUCACAACAUUUCUACUCAUUAAACCGUCAGCUGUAGUGAAACACCUGGCAAGACUUUUCAAGAAAAUAGCUCAAGAAGGAUUCCAGAUUGUAGGACUAAAGAUGGCUGUCCUAAGUAUACAACAAGCUCAACAUGUCCUGUCUACUGAAGUUUUGCAGGAUUUGGCCCUAUGCAAGAGCCACGUUGACCACCUAACGUCCAGUCCGUCUUUAUAUGUGUGUCUCCGACGGGAGAAUGCAGUCAAGCGAUUAGUGGACAUUCUUGGACCAGAGGAUCCUCAGAGUGCACGGCGUCAGAGUCAAUUUCUGUGGAGAGGAACAUUUGGCAGUGACACAGUAGCUAACGGCCUUUAUGGUUCCCAUGACUACUACCGGGCGAUGCUGGACCUGGCGUUCUUCUUCCCUGAAGGUCUGUGUUGUGAGGAGACGCCAGAAUUAGUCAACCAUGGGAUUGUGUGUCCAGCUGAAGACCUGUCUAUAGAUCUACAUCACUUUGACAGUCGAGAUGUAAAUCUGGUACAUCACAGUCAAGCUCUUGAGUCCUACAGCACAGAUAUGGCAGAAAUCCAUGAAAUGCUGCUGCAGACAAUGUGUCUGGUGCUGACGUCCCCAGUGCUUACUGGGCGUGGCCGGGACCAGCUGGGGGUGGGGCAUGUGGAAUUAUUGGACGCUCUGCUCACACAUGGGUUUGAACUGAGUGCUGCACGGAUGCUCUGGUUCACCAGAGCCCAGGCAGAACACUUUCUCCAUCUAGUGGAUGCUGGCAGCUUCAGACAGGUUCCGAGCCUGACGUCAGGCCCCACAUUGGUCCUCGCCUUGCAGAGAGAUAACGCCGUGUUUGCCUUUGAUUCAGCCCUUGGAGGAACCCUUUCCUCGGAGUCCAUCUUGAGAAAGUUUGGUGAUUACAUACAUCGUCCCAGCAGCAUCAAACAGUCUCAUCAGCUGCUGACCUUCUUCUUUGACCACCUCAUGCCAGGGAGUCAGCUGGACAUUGUCCAUCUCAAGCCAACAUCUCACCAUUCUUAAUCCACAACAAAUAUAGGACAUGUGUGUACACCAGUUCCCUCCGAAACACAACUAAUAAAUGAAGAAAUGCAACUCAAGACCUUCCCAGGAGACCCAAGUGUCAAGAAGAUACCGCAAGUCUCGAUGCAGGGAAAAUCUUUACAUCUUGAGGUUCCUUUUUAUAUUUGAAUGAUUUCAGAUGGUUAUUUAACAUUUUCUCAAUGUGUGACACAGUAUGAGACAAUAUGAUAGUCAGGACAUAAUACAGUGUGCCACGACUGCUGAUUGGUCGGUGUAGCAGAGGUCAUGAAGCCAAAGGGGAGAUCACUCUGUGUGAAGUAUUAUAAUGAAAGCACUCAUACUCAAAUUCCGUCCUUGAGCUACUUUCAGAUAUUAAUGAAGUGUUAUUGCCAGUGUAAGAUGCUGUAAGUGAUGAUCUAGAAGACAUUAUAUGAUAACAGUCCACAAGCGACCUGGCCAAGCCUAACCAACAUGAUUUAUGAAAUUAGCAAAUAGUUUAGUAAUCAUUAUAAAGGUAAUGUAUGUUAUUCUAUUGCUUGCAUGUUUUGGACUUAAAACAACACUUGAUGUAUUGCAAGACAGAAGAUGUGUCAAAAGGGUUGAUGUUACAGGUUUCCAUGAAGAUAUGGAUAAAUGGAAAAUCUUUGACCCAAGCUGGUGUAUAGUGUAAAAAUCAUUUUGACCCACUGACCUGUUCCAAGCUACAUUUAAAGUACAAGAAUUCACAUUCAGUGAUUUAAGCCAUACUUUUUCAUUUUAUCAUUUUGAAGACUAAUGCCUGCAGUUGUAACAAAGGAAAGGACUGAAGAAGACAAAAUUUGUCUUUGAGAAUACCAAUAUUGACAAAUUUACAACUUUUUUAUUCCCAGAGUCUGAAUCU
Messenger RNA from Haliotis rubra (blacklip abalone), 6137 nucleotides. RefSeq names its product dynein axonemal assembly factor 8-like. The record is from RefSeq and is a predicted model, not a curated record. NCBI's taxonomy places the organism in Eukaryota, Metazoa, Mollusca, Gastropoda, Lepetellida, Haliotidae. The coding region runs from base 116 to 5257 and encodes 1713 amino acids. The transcript has 27 exons. Gene Ontology annotation, molecular function: dynein complex binding.